Stylophora pistillata is the source of this 981-nucleotide messenger RNA. RefSeq names its product protein mono-ADP-ribosyltransferase PARP14-like. The record is from RefSeq and is a predicted model, not a curated record. Gene Ontology annotation, molecular function: RNA binding; NAD+ poly-ADP-ribosyltransferase activity; transcription corepressor activity. Gene Ontology annotation, cellular component: nucleus; cytoplasm. Gene Ontology annotation, biological process: protein poly-ADP-ribosylation; negative regulation of gene expression. Lineage: Eukaryota; Metazoa; Cnidaria; Anthozoa; Scleractinia; Pocilloporidae.
GGAUCGAGAGAUGUGCUUCUGAUUCAUGGGGAAACAUGUUUCGAUCUUGAGGAACUUGAAAUGAACAGUUCACGGAUUUUGGUUUCUGGUUUUCCAGAUGGAACAAGCCAAACAGCGUUGAUGAUAUACUUCCAGUCGGUGCGAGAAUCUGGAGGCGGAGAUGUCGAAAGUAUCGACAUUGAUCGUAGAACAGACCAAAUCACCUUCGAAGAAGCUCAAGUCGCAGACAGAGUGUUGAGCCGAUCCCAUACUUUUAAGAACUGCACGCUUCAAGUUACUCGCAUGCCCAUGCAUCAAGUAAAACCUUCCAGAUUGGAGGAAAAUAGGAGAACUUCACUGGAUGAGCAGUUUAAAAAUCAAGACACUCGUCAAAACAACAGGAGACAGCGAGAUGACGCUUCGGAAGAACCUCCUUCUCCUCAAGAGUCUGCCUCUGCAGCAUCAGCCCAGAAUGGAUCACCAAUUCCUAAACUCCAAUACACAAUCGAAGUUACCGGUUUGCCAGAAGAUGCAUCUGAGGAUUUGGUGACAAACUACUUCGAAAACACCAGACGUUCUAAGGGGGGUGCUGUGUCUUCCGUAGUCAUGACACCCGAACUUCGGAAGUGCCUGGUCACCUUUGAGUCUCCUGAUGAUGCAGAGCGGACGAUAAAUUAUUCAUCUCAUGUGUUGAGCGGAGCAAGUAUACAAGUCUCACUGUUUGAAGAGGAGGAGGAAAGUGCCGUAAACUCCGGUGAAAACGGAGAAGACGAAGAGGAGGAAGAUGGCAUCACCAUUAUUGUCAGCGGCAUCAUGCCCUCCACCUCAGAGGAUGCAGUGAUCUUCUACUUCGAGAAUUCUAGACGAUCAGGAGGAGGCGAUGUCUCCGAGAUCCAUUUCAACGAAAAAGGGGAAGCGAUCAUAACUUUUUCUGAGGUUAAAGCGCCUUCUCGAGGGGUGACACAAAAUUGACGGCCAAAUGAUAACAGUGGUGCGACAGCC